Molecule: messenger RNA, 1694 nt
Organism: Rhizophagus irregularis DAOM 181602=DAOM 197198
Lineage: Eukaryota; Fungi; Glomeromycota; Glomeromycetes; Glomerales; Glomeraceae
Source: RefSeq, a predicted model, not a curated record
AAACUUAGAGCAUAUUUGAUGCGUGAUGAUCGAAGAUUAAAGGAAAAUGCUGGUCCUUGGACUAUUUUGCAUUAUUUAGUCAUAGAAAUCUUAAAACCAAAGGGAUAUGUUUUAUUUUACCAACAACCUGAUUUGUCACAUUCAGAAGAAGAGAAGCAUUAUUAUCAACUUACAUUAUCUAAUGAAUUUUGAUUACGGAAUGGUAAAGAAUUUGGCCAAACAUGUAUUGGAAUGGAUUCUAAACAUGAUUUAAACAAUGAUAGAGCUCCAAUAUUAGUUUUUGUUAUUGAAAACAAUUCUGGUUCUGGAACACCACUUGCUUUUGGAUUAAGCAAUAGGGAAAACCAAUGGACGAUAAAAUUAUCCAUAUCUGCAGUAAAAAAAAAUAUUCCAUGUAAUCAAGAUGGUUGUGAACAUAAAUGGAGCUAUAUGGAUUUAUCAAAUGGAAAAGGAUUUGAAAGAAUAAGAGAAUGCAAUUCUUUUACUUGGAAUCCUUUAGUUAUGAUUGAUAAGCACAGGCCAUCAAAAAUUGCUAUAACUAAUGUUUUACAUGGAAGUAUACUGUGUUGGUUCCAUAUUAUGCAGACUAUUGGAGAAAACUUUAAUCAAUUAAAUAUACCAUGGUCAUUACGAUAUCCUUUAGCAUUAGCAUUUAAAGUUAUUGGUCGAAGUAGAACUGAAGAAGAAUCUAAGGAGCUUGGUUUACUUUAUCAUGAUUUUGUUAAUUCAUUAAAAUUAUCAGAUAAUAUUAAACAAAAAUUAAUAACAGAUUUAGACCAAAAUUGGUUAUGUGAUGAGUGGAGAAUAUCUUUUAUUGAUGCUGGACGUAUUUUACAAAAUUUUGAAUGUGUAAUGACUACAAAUAAUUUUACAGAAAGGUUAAACAGAACAAUAGAAGCAAAUUAUACUGGAAUUCAAACUGUUGUACACUUUGUAGAGCGUCUAUAUGGAAUAAAAUUAAAGAGAGAAAAUUUAACCGAAAAUACUGGGCAAUUUCAAUUUGAAGCGGGUUUAGCAACAUUAUUUGACAUGAAAUCAAUUGAAGUACAAAAUUGUCCAAAAAAACUAUCAUCUGAUAAGCUUCGAAGACUUAACCAUGGAAGACUUUAUUUUCUAUUAGGAUUAGUUGAGCCUUCAAAUAAUGCCAAUUAUUUCUAUAUUCGAAAAUCCGAUAAUUCGCAAAUAUUAGAAUCUCCAUUUAAUGGAAAAUUUGUUGAAUUGGAUAGUGAAGCGAUAAAUAAUCUAAAACCUUUAUUUAACAAACUAGAAAAAAAACAUUUUGAUAAUGUUAUGCAUAGAGAAGGAUUCUAUUUGGCAAACAUUUUAACGGGUGAAUGUAUGCUUUGUUAUGAUUUCAUUUGGAAUGGGCCAUUCCGAGAUGUUUGUAAGCAUGUCGUCUUUUUAAUAAUGCUAAUCAGCAUGAUUUGGAUAAAACAUUAUUCAUCCAACAAACAAAAGAAAGUUUAGUUUCUUAUUUUAAAAGUAAAGAAAGAGUAAUUUUUGCAGAAAACAAAAAUAGAUUAAUAUAUGAAGGAGAUACUGAUACAGCAUAUAAUGAGAUAGUUAGGCUUUAUCAUUUACAAGGUGGAUCAAUCUUUUUACCGAAAAAUAAUACUUCCGAGCGAAAUUCAGAUCCCUUUAGACCAUCAGAAUUGAAUAAACACAAUGUUUCUAAUAAGGGAGCGCCUCCAAAA